Molecule: messenger RNA, 1263 nt
Organism: Histoplasma capsulatum G186AR
Lineage: Eukaryota; Fungi; Ascomycota; Eurotiomycetes; Onygenales; Ajellomycetaceae
Exons: 2
Coding region: 1-1263 (420 amino acids)
Biological process (GO): regulation of DNA-templated transcription
Molecular function (GO): DNA binding
Source: RefSeq, a predicted model, not a curated record
AUGAAUGGCGUGAUACCAACCACGAUAGACAAAUGCAGCGGCCCAUUGAUUCGCCCAGGCUCCGAAUCAGGCAAGCGGCUGGCCCAUGUUUCCUGCCCGCCCCGUGCUCAACGAACUAGCCGAUAUUUUCCCCUUUUCGCGUCUCCAGCUAUUUUCUUCUUCUUCUUCGUCUUCAUCAUCACCAUUACCACCACCUUCUUCUUCGUCGUCGUCUUCGUCUUUUUUGCACUUCCUGCCGUCACUGCUGCGCCAAUUCGAACCAUUGGCCAUUGUCCACCCUCUACCACCUUUCCCGCAGCUAUGGCUGAUGCUCCCUUGCCCAGAAAGCGCGGUCGCCCGCCAAAGCUCGACGCGACUGGAAACCCCGUCAAGAAGCCCGCUCAGAGCGAUGGACCCCCAAGGAAACGAGGCAGACCACGCAAGAAUCCCAGCGAUCCCCCAAAACCAGUCCCUGCUGGCCCAAAGAGAGGGCGCGGCAGGCCAAGGAAAGAUGAUCCGACUGCGCCUAGCAAAAAACCGCGACUGAGCACCGAUGCAGCCGCGACUACGACCACCACUAUCUCCUCCUCCUCCAAACCGGCACCAACACCGUCCAAACGCGGCAGACCCAAGAAAUCGGCUACAGAAGGGGCUGCCAAAGCUGUCAAUGGUGCAGGAGCCACUGGGUUUCUACUAGAUAAAAUAAUUGGCAUCUACUCGUUGGAUUGUAAGGAGGUGGAGGACAAUUGGCCGGACGACGCGGAGGAGAUGGAGCUUACGAUCACAAGGACGUCAGAGAGUCCCUUGGGGUUGAUUGGCGGGUUCAAUUUGGGUGUGAUUCAGGGCACGAUGCUGUUCGCGGCAGACAAGCGUACGUUGGACAAAUUCCGUGCCGUGAUGAGCAAGCGUGGUCGUGUUGCUGGCGGAGCGCGCGGUGGCAAUGGAGAAGGGGAGACCGGCAGCAGCGACGACGGAGACGAUAUCCCGCAUGCAGCGGGGCCCGCGCACGUGAAAGAUCUCCGCGUUUACUUCAGCUGGCGUGGGAGGUCGACAGGCGAGGGUGAAAUCCACACGGAGGAGGGAACGUCGCCGCAGGAUGGCUACCUCGUUUUCACGAGCGAUGAAGCCAUCACCUUCAAUGGCGUGGCGGGCUUCCCUGCUCUUGGCGAAAACUGCAAAUUCAAGGGAACAAAGAUUGACGAUGACGCUGCUGAUGCGCCGGAGCCGUGGACUUCGUUCUCUAGGCAGGCUGCUGAGGAAGCGGCUGUGAGGAGAUGGGGGUGA